AUGGACCGGGAGCACCGAAGGACAACCGGCAGCGGGUCAGCGACACCCGCCCGCGAUAAUCGGUACCGGCUCCGGCUCCGGACACCCGCCCCGGGACUCCUGGCGCCCUCCCCGGGUGACCGGUACCGGCUCCGGAUCCCUGACACCCGCCCCGGGUUCACCGGCAGCGGCUUCCGACUGCGGUCCCGCGUUCCCCGCUCGCGGCCCCGAACCCGGCGCGCGCUCCGAACCCCCCUGACAGCGGCCCGGUGCCGGUGCCGGUGCGCGGGCUGGUCGUGCCGGGCGGUUCUGGCCGAUGGCCACCAGCGCACGGUUCGCAGAGUGGCCUGGUCCCCCUGCGGUCAGUUCCUGGCCUCGGCCAGCUUCGAUGGCACCACCUGCAUCUGGAAACGGCAGCAGGACGGCUUCGAGGUGGUGGCCACGCUGGAGGGCCACGAGAACGAGGUGAAGUCGGUGGCCUGGGCGCCCUCGGGGUCACUGCUGGCCACCUGCAGCCGGGACAAGAGCGUCUGGGUCUGGGAGGUGGACGAGGAGGAGCAGGAGUUCGAGUGUGUCAGUGUGCUCAGCGCCCACACACAGGACGUCAAACACGUGGUGUGGCACCCCAGCCAGGAGCUGCUGGCCAGCGCCAGCUACGACGACACGGUGCGCCUGUACCGCGAGGACGAUGACGACUGGGUGUGCUGUGCCACCCUGGAGGGUCACACCUCCACCGUGUGGGCAGUGGCCUGGGAGCGCUCCGGCCAGCGCCUGGUGUCCUGCAGCGAUGACCGCACCCUGCGCGUGUGGGAGCGCUCGGAGCCCGGCCAGGGACACGGCAGUGGCACGGAGCCCAGCUGGAAAUGUGUGUGCACCCUGUCCGGGUACCACGGGCGCAGCAUCUACGAUGUGGCCUGGUGUCCCCUGACUGCUGUC
Messenger RNA from Ficedula albicollis (Collared flycatcher), 915 nucleotides. It is a transcript of the gene CIAO1, whose product is annotated as cytosolic iron-sulfur assembly component 1. Gene Ontology annotation, biological process: iron-sulfur cluster assembly. Lineage: Eukaryota; Metazoa; Chordata; Aves; Passeriformes; Muscicapidae. The annotation marks the transcript as partial. The record is from RefSeq and is a predicted model, not a curated record. The transcript is spliced from 8 exons. Gene Ontology annotation, molecular function: protein binding. Gene Ontology annotation, cellular component: cytosolic [4Fe-4S] assembly targeting complex.